This is a messenger RNA of Colossoma macropomum (tambaqui), 573 nucleotides long. Its product is annotated as CMRF35-like molecule 6. Lineage: Eukaryota; Metazoa; Chordata; Actinopteri; Characiformes; Serrasalmidae. The coding region runs from base 1 to 573 and encodes 190 amino acids. The transcript is spliced from 4 exons. The record is from RefSeq and is a predicted model, not a curated record.
AUGACAGAUCUGUCCUAUGAGAAGAGCAUCAGUGUGAUUGGCCAUAUAGGAGGAAGUGUGAACAUCAGCUGCAAAUACCCACAAUCCCACAAGAAUGACCCCAAGUUUCUCUGUAGGAGAGUGGACAAUGCUGACUGUAAUUAUGAAACAUCUGUUAAUGAGAGCAGAAGAUGGAUAAAUGAGGGAAAACUGUAUCUACAUGAUGAUGGAAAGCAGAUCUUCACUGUGACCAUCAACAGUCUGACUGAGGGAGACUCUGGUGAAUACUGGUGUGGAGCUGAAUCAGACUGGACAUCUGAUCAUGGAUACAAGGUUUAUAUCACACAGAUCAACCUCAGAGGUACUGCAUUUCCGGUUUCCACUGUGGUCACUGGUGUGUCUGUUAUUGUGCUGCUGCUUCUGAUUGGACUCUUAUUCAUAGUGACUCUUCGAAAGAGAUGCAAGACUCAAGGUGCAGAAAUAAUGACACAAUCUUCUAGAGAGGAGGAGCUGCUGCUGGAGUAUUUCCUGAACAUGCUGCGUCUGGAGAAACUUUCGUGGCAGGUGCAGCUCAUCAAACUGGCUGGUCUUUGA